Molecule: messenger RNA, 3180 nt
Organism: Calypte anna (Anna's hummingbird)
Lineage: Eukaryota; Metazoa; Chordata; Aves; Apodiformes; Trochilidae
Gene: SEMA4C
Product: semaphorin 4C
Exons: 14
Coding region: 75-2594 (839 amino acids)
Biological process (GO): negative chemotaxis; axon guidance; negative regulation of axon extension involved in axon guidance
Molecular function (GO): semaphorin receptor binding; chemorepellent activity
Source: RefSeq, a predicted model, not a curated record
UCGGGCGUGUCCCUCUCUCUGUCCCCCCCUCCCCUCCUUCUCCAGGCCCUGGGUGUCCCCCCCACCCCCCCGCCAUGGCCCCCCGCUCCCUGCUGGCUCUUGUCGCCUCCCUGCUGCUCCUCGGUGUCACCGUUGUCACCGCCGCCACCGCCCCGGGGUCCUCGUGGAGCGCCGUGCCCCGAAAAACCGUCCCCUACUCAGAGCUGCAGGACGCGGCCAAGAGGUUCUGGCAGGGGGGGGUCUCUCACUACCUGACGCUGACGCUGGACGAGGCCGAGGGGCUGCUCUACGUGGGUGCCCGGGAGGCCGUCUUCGCCCUGGUCACCGGCACCGUGGAGCUCAAGGCGGCGAUCUCCUGGGAAGCCCCCGUCGACAAGAAAGCCGAGUGCAUCCAGAAGGGCAAGAACAACCAGACCGACUGCUUCAACUACGUGCGCUUCCUGCAGAGCUACAACAGCUCCCACCUCUAUGCCUGUGGCACCUACGCCUUCCAGCCCAAGUGCACCUACAUUGAACUCUCUGGCUUCACCCUGGACCAAGUGGCAUUUGAGGACGGCAAGGGGAAGUGUCCCUACGACCCCACCAAGGGACACACGGGCCUCAUCGUGGAUGGGGAGCUUUACUCCGCCACCUUCAACAACUUCCUGGGCACGGAGCCCGUCAUCCUCCGCAACCUGGGUCCCCACUACUCCAUGAAGACGGAAUAUCUCACCUCCUGGCUCAACGAGCCCCACUUCGUGGCCUCAGCCUACGUGCAGGAGAGCACGGCCAGCAGCACGGGGGACGAUGACAAAGUUUACUUCUUCUUCAGCGAGCGGGCGGUGGAGUACGACUGCUACGCCGAGCAGGUGGUGGCCCGGGUGGCCCGGGUCUGCAAGGGGGACGUCGGGGGUGCCCGCACGCUGCAGAAGAAGUGGACGACGUUCCUGAAGGCUCGUUUGGUGUGUGCAGCCCCUGAGCAGCAGCUCCACUUCAACCGCCUCCAGGCCGUCUUCACCCUCCCGGGGGACAGCUGGCAGGACACCACCUUUUUCGGGGUCUUCCAGGCUCGUUGGGGGGACGUGGACGUCUCGGCCAUUUGCCGCUACCACAUCCUGGAGGUGAAGAAGGCGUUCGAGGGGCCCUACAAGGAGUACCGGGAGCAGGCCCAGAAGUGGGGCCGCUACUCAGAUGAGGUGCCCAGCCCCCGGCCUGGCGCGUGCAUCACCGACUGGCACCGUCGGAACGGCUUCGCCAGCUCCCUGGAGCUGCCCGACAACACACUCAACUUUGCCAAGAAGCACCCGCUGAUGGAUGAGCCCAUCCUGCCCCACCACGGCCGCCCCCUGCUCCUCAAGAAGGACGCCAACUUCACCCAGCUGGUGGUGGACCGGGUGGCCGGGCUGGAUGGCACCAUCUACGAGGUGCUCUUCAUCGGCACAGGUGAUGGCUGGGUGCACAAGGCGCUGAGCUUGGGCUCUGGUGUCCACCUGGUGGAGGAGCUGCAGGUCUUCGAGCCGGCACAGCCCGUGGAGAGCCUCGUCCUGGCCGGGCGGAAGAAGCUGCUCUUUGCCGGCUCCCGGUUCCAGGUGGCCCAGUUGCCCUUGGCUGACUGUGGCCGUUACCAGUCCUGCCCAGACUGCGUCCUGGCCCGGGACCCCUACUGCGCCUGGAGCCGCAACGUCAGCCUCUGCGUCCGCACCGACGGCCUCAACAGCUCCCACCUGGUCCAGGAUGUGCUGAGCUCCGACACCCGCGCCUGCAGCCUGCCGCAGCUGGCCAAGCAAGGUCCCAUCACCCCUAAAAAUGUGACGGUGGUGGCGGGCACCGACCUGGUGCUGACGUGUCGCUUGGGCUCCAACCUGGCCCGGGCUCUUUGGACCUUCGAGGGGCGGGCGGUGGCGGGGGAGCAGGCGCUGGUGCUGAGCGACAGCCGCUUGCGGGCCCUGGUGGUGCCGGGGGCCGGGGCCCAGCACAGCGGCACGUACCGGUGCUUGGCGGAGGAGGGAGGAGCCCGGCUGGGGGCUGAGGUGUACCGGGUGGCCGUGCUGGCCGGGCCCGGGGUGCCGCUGGAGACGCGGGCGCCGCUGGAGAGCCUGGGGCUGGUGUGGGUGGUGGCGGUGUGCCUGGGGGCCCUCUGCCUGGUGCUGCUGCUCGUGGUCUUCACCCUUUGGAGGCGGCUGAGAGAAGAGCUCGGCAAAGGCACCAAAGCCAUCGAGAGCACCUUGGUGUACCCCAUCGAGCUGCCCAAGGAGCCCCCCAGUCCCCGCUUCGUCCCCAGCGCCGGUUCCGACUCGGACGAGAAGCUCUGGGACCCGGCCAGUUACUACUACUCGGACGGCUCGCUGAAGAUCGUUCCGGGUCACGCCAGCUGCCGCAACGGGGGCCCUCCCGGCGGCACCUCGCCUCCCACCGCCAUCCCCGGGCAGCCCCUCCACUCGCCCACCCGCAUCCACCUGGGUCCCUUGCGGGGUUCCACGUCCAACGGGUACAUCCGCCUGGCCCUGGGCGCCGAGGAGCGCCCGCCCUGCGCCGACCUGGCCGAGGAGCUGAGGCGGAAACUCCAGCAGCGUCAGCCCCUGCCCGACUCCAACCCCGAGGAGUCCUCGGUGUGAGCCGCCCUGCCGAGCAGCCCCAACUACCUCAGGGACCGGCACCCACCGCCCCGCCACCGGCGCCCGACUUGGGGGCUGCGGCCUGGGCGCCGAGACCCCCGCGGCGGGGAUGCCGGGAUUUGUCGGGCGCCCGGCUCGGGGACCGCCACGUUGCCCCCCGUGGGGGGCACCCGGCCACGCUGUCCCCCACCACCGUUUUUGGGGACCACUGCCAGCCCCGGCACCCGCCUUGGGGCCGCGGCCCCGGUGCGUGUCACGCGUUGGGGGCACAGAGCUGCUCUGCGGAACCGCUUUCGGUACCGGCUGGGACCCGGUUCGGGGUCUGCCACCGGCCUUGUGGGGGAACCACUGAGCCCCCCCAUACCCCCGGGCACCGCGCUCCGCCGCGGGCAGUGACCGCAGGAUGGGUUUUUUUGGGAUGAUUUAAGAACCGAUCGGGUUUUUCUUCCUGAGAAUUUUUCUAUGCCCCCUCCUCAUCCCCCCCCACCCCCCAACCCACCCUUCCCAGGGCUCCGUACCCCUCCUCAGCCCUGGAUGUAAAUAUCCCCCCCCCCAGCCCCCUGCCUGCCACCCCUUCCCCCCCUGC